This is a messenger RNA of Mya arenaria, 732 nucleotides long. RefSeq lists its product as uncharacterized. The transcript is spliced from 3 exons. The coding region runs from base 164 to 628 and encodes 154 amino acids. Gene Ontology annotation, cellular component: membrane. Lineage: Eukaryota; Metazoa; Mollusca; Bivalvia; Myida; Myidae. The record is from RefSeq and is a predicted model, not a curated record.
UAGUUUGUGGAAUAUUAUGUGAUUUAAAAUAGAAACACUUCAUGCAGGUCUCCUUUAGAAAUGUACAUGAACAUAUGUUUCAUACAUGUAUCUCCCAUUAGUUAGUAUGAUAACAUUAAAAAUCAGAACCACAAUCUGAACUAUACUGGAUUUAGAAUAAAUAAUGUCAAUUUUGGAGAACCUUGGAUUUUUAUGUCUUGUUUUUACCGUCGCGGCCAUUUUUAUGAGUUUUGUGACGCCAUAUUGGGUAAAUGAUUAUGGUGAUACUAUCAUGAAACCGGUGCAUAAAGGUUUGUUGGCAAAUUGUGAGAAGGACAUGUGUACUUGGUUCUUUAAUGAGAGGACUAGCAGAGAGUUCCCAGCAUGGUUCAAGGCGACGCAGGGUUUGAUGUCCGUGGCGCUGGUCCUAGGCCUCAUGGCUCUGCUGGUGGCCACCAUAUCUCUGUGUUGCACGUGCCACAGAUGUAACUCCCAUCAACCCAUCUGUGGAUUUCUCAUUGUCGCAUCUGUGGCUUUAGCGGUAGGCAUCGUGAUAUUUGGGAUCAAGGCGAAGCAGGAUUGGGGUAUAGACUUGCAGGUGGAAAAAUGUCUAGAGGCCGGUUUGGUUGGUCAUUUUGGACGGCCAUAGGGGCUGCGGUCAGCGCCCUGCUGACUUCUAUCAUAUACUGUUGUAUGGAAAGAAAGAGACAAUAAAUAGAGCAUUGUGUGAGAUGAAGGUGGAAUGGAUGUAAC